Messenger RNA from Oncorhynchus keta (chum salmon), 2513 nucleotides. RefSeq names its product interferon regulatory factor 5-like. Gene Ontology annotation, biological process: regulation of transcription by RNA polymerase II; immune system process. The record is from RefSeq and is a predicted model, not a curated record. Gene Ontology annotation, molecular function: protein binding; RNA polymerase II cis-regulatory region sequence-specific DNA binding; DNA-binding transcription factor activity, RNA polymerase II-specific. Gene Ontology annotation, cellular component: nucleus. The transcript has 9 exons. Bases 416 to 2011 code for a protein of 531 amino acids. Lineage: Eukaryota; Metazoa; Chordata; Actinopteri; Salmoniformes; Salmonidae.
UACUUCUGUCUGUCAACCGGAAGGGUGGUAUCUGGGCAUGUUCAGCAAACACACAGGCACUACGUUUGUUCAUGUUUAAAGUCAAAUCAUGUUUGGCCGCUGUUUGUGGAAAGUUUUCUGAAUAAGCCUGGAACUUUCUGACUGUCAUUCUCCCACACACUCCUUUGAACUUGUGACGGUGUUGGGCAAGGUUUGUGUCAGUUAGACUACCAAGUAAAAAGCUUACCUGUGGCGGCGCGCUUACUCUCUGCCUGGCCUGUUUCUGUUUGUGGAAGGAGGGAUCACUACAGUCAGCGUUCUUGAACUCUUCGAUACAAGGGAACGAAAUCAUUUUGUGGAGAAGACAUAUCGUUAAAAGUCCCUUCACUCACCCCCUCUGAAGCCCCUUUCUCCUCCCUGCGUGGUGCUCUGCCCAAUGAUGAGUGUGCAGCCUCGGAGGAUCCGCCUGAAGCCCUGGCUGUUAGCCCAGGUGAACAGCGGGAGGUACCCCGGCUUGCAGUGGCUCAGCCCGGACCACCGGAUCUUCCAGAUCCCCUGGAGGCACGCCACAAGGCAUAUGCCCACCUCUGAGGAAGAGAACACCAUCUUCAAGGCCUGGGCUCUGGAGACGGGGAAGUACCAGGAGGGUCUGGAUGAGCCGGACCCAGCCAAGUGGAAGGCCAACCUGCGCUGUGCCCUCAACAAGAGCCGGGAGUUCAAACUGAAAUACGACGGCACCAAGGAGACACCCGUCCAGCCCUACAAGAUCUACGAGGUCUGUGACCAGCCCUGCAAUGGAGACACAGUUGAUGAAGAUGAGGAGGAGGAGAUGCCGAAUAUUGUUGACCUCUCCAUUGACCCCAGAAUUAGUGACCCACGCAGUUAUCAGGCAUUCCCUACCUCACAUGGGAUAGAUGUUCCCUUCAGCUCCCCCCUCAAUGACAGAUAUGGCACCUCCCACCACACCCCUAUGUACCCCAGUCCCAACAUGCACUCCAAUCCCAACGGGGCCAAUACCAUGGCAGCGGAUCUCCCUCAGCCAACCAUGGCUCCCCCAGAGUUUUCUUCCCACGUUCCAUUGGUGGUGAAGUUGGAACAUGGGGUCUUUGUGCACCAUGGACCCGCAGAACCCUCCAACGGCCUAGGGAUGGGUGGAGGCAGCAUGCAGCCUCCUAUGGUCACUGAGAUGGCCACCAUGGUUCCUUCUGCUGCGGCUCCGGUUGCCCCUCACCCAGGUGCCGCCCCAAUGGAGGCCAUGUCCGGAGUCCAGAACCAGGAGGAAGGGCAGGCGGUGCCACCCUACAAAUAUGACCUGCUGAACAGCCUGCCAUUGACUGACCUAGACAUGAAAUUCCAGUAUCGGGGUCGCAAGAUGGGCUCCCUGACCGUGAGUAACCCCCAGGGCUGCCGGCUGUACUACGGCCACUUGGAGCCCACCCCGGAGCAGGUGGACCUGUUCGGCCCUGUCAACCUCAACCAAGUUCUCUUCCCUGGCUCGGCCGACAUCCAGAACGAGAAGCAGCGGUUCUACACAGAGCACCUGCUGGAUGUGAUGGACCGAGGCCUGAUCCUGGAGAUCUGGGAGCAGGAUAUAUACGCUAUCAGGUUGUGUCAGUGCAAGGUGUAUUGGUCUGGGCCGGGUGUUGACGAGCAGGGGCCUCCCAACCCUAUGGAGAGGGAGAGGAAGUACAAAGUGUUCAGCCUCAAUAACUUCCUGCACGGGCUCAUCUUGUUCCAGAAAGGUGAAACUCCCACCCCACCCCCGUUUGAGCUCUGCUUCUGCUUCGGGGAGGACUGGCCAGACCAACGGAAACCCAAGGAGAAGAAGCUCAUCGUUGUGCAGGUGGUCCCGGUGGUGGCGCGGAUCCUAACAGAGAUGUUUUCUGGAGAUCUGUCCUGGUCCACAGACAGCAUCCGACUGCAGAUCUCCAACCCAGACCUGAAGGACCAGACGGUGGAGCAGUUCAAGGAGCUCCAGAGGCUUCUCCAGAGUCAGCACGGCCUGGGUCCCUGGGCCACCAACGGACCCUGAGUCAGGAGCCUCUUGCUGGGUCUUCAAUAGGGCCUGUCCUGGAUCAAGGCCUUGACUGCUCAUGGACUAUUAAUAGCACACUGCACUUGGAUUAACAACCUUAUUCAACGUUUUGUGUGUGGGGAUAUUAGCCUUCUUUCAACCCUGAGCCUCCCUCAUUCUAUAGAAUCUUCAUCCAGCCAGAGCCUUGUAUCUAAGCUUAACUGGAUCUUGGGCAGAACUACUUGUACAUCGUCAAAACCCAAACUGCUCUUGUUUUGGUCCCUUAAAUUAUUUUUUGGAAUUUCAAUAAAUACCAUUGCAGUAUUUUUUUAAUGGUGGCAGGUAUUACUCAAUUGUCACUUUAAUUUCUAUCCAUUUUCUUUCGCAGCCACCUUAAUCUACUGUACUAGAACGUAAAUGGCUUUCUUGAGAAUGGACACUGGUGCUAUUGUGCCAUACAUGCAAUGUAAAGUUUUUUUAAACGAAUAAACGACUACAUUAUCAGCAAAGUGGCAAUUUA